Messenger RNA from Darwinula stevensoni, 4434 nucleotides. The record is from the annotation of a GenBank genome assembly. NCBI's taxonomy places the organism in Eukaryota, Metazoa, Arthropoda, Ostracoda, Podocopida, Darwinulidae.
AUGAAAAGCAAGCAGAGUCCGGUGGAAGAGUUGCUACGCCAAGCCGAUGAGCUGAUGGAGAGUCAAAAGCCCCGGGCUGAAGUCUACGCCGCAAUGGCUCACAGUCUCGGUCUGGCCUGGUCUGACCUCAAUGCCUUGCUCCUUCUUCGAAAGCAGAUCUUGGAGCUCAACGUCGCCUUCCACUGGUACGCCAACGUUGCUCUUCACAAGCGCGAGAGUGUAUGCACAUACACAGGCAUGCCUUCACGGCUUGCACUCACUCGAGCAGAGCAAUUCAAUGACCUGCUGGAGAAAGCCGAACGGGAUUUCGUAAGCGCGCCUCUGCCCAGCGAUGUCGAGAUGGCCAGAAUCAUGACCUCUCAGCACCAGGAGCUGAAAAAGCGCAUGCUGGAAGGCCUCAUGUAUUCACUGCAAGACGGUCAAAUGCUCUUGGAGAAUUUGAGGAAUUUGGAAAGUCAGGGAACGGUGGACUCUCGACCCGAUCAUAUCCGUCUCAACGUCCGAUUCGCCUGCAACCAAGUGCAGAGAUGGUUGGAAGAACUGCACGAUCGAAGACGCCGCCUGGACGAGCUCUGGCUUCGCCGCAAGUUUCGGCUGGAACAGAGCCUCUCUUUAUUACUCUUCUACGAGGAAUUGAAAGCAUUAGAAUCGUGGAUCCGGAGCGAGGGUGCGAAACUACUCGAAGAACAAGAUCUUGGCAACUCCGUUUCGGCCUCGGAAAUCCUGCUCCAUAAGCACGGACUUCUCGAGAAGGACCUCAAGAACCAUCAAGACAAAUGCGUUCGGUUGGUCCGGAGCGCAGAACGAUUGCUGCAAAAUAACACAGCGGGUGCUGAAGAAGCUAGCCAUAGAGCGUAUUCGACGUUGGAUUGGAUAGCUUCAUUAGGUAACGCCAUGGACAAGAGAAGAGAUCUUCUCGACAAGGCACUGGAAUUCUUCUCGAAAACGGAUUCCGUUUUGACGAGAUUGACUCAGUUGGAGGCCCAGGUGGAAGGGGGAGACCCGAUCCACCUGGAAGAACUCAAUCAACGCAUUUCGGAGACAACGGAGGGUCUUGUAAGCCAAGUCGUCUCACAGGGCCGCGAACUCAUCACGGAGGCACAGCAUACUGGCACCGAGGGGAUCUCGCAACGGAUUCGGGAGAUCGAAGAGAUGAGAGAUCGCAUUCAGAACCGUUUCAAAACGCGGCAGGAGAAGUCCAAGGCCCUCGUCCUAUCGAAAACUUUGACCACGUUCACCGAGACUUUCUCAAAGCUGGAGAUUUGGCUGACGGAGAACGGCGAGAACUUCUUCCGGGGACACAGAGACAUGGGCAGCGUGUUGGCCAUGGCCCGAGAUUUCCUCAACACCCAUCAUCGGCACCAAACCUUAUUAUCCACGAAGUUGUCCGAGAUCGAGGCUGCGAUGCAGCACUUCGAGAAACUUAAGGCAGAAUCCCAAGAAAGUCCAAAUUUCCCAGAUGUUCAACGGCGAGUGAAGGCAUUCAAAGACUCCCUGGCUUCCACUCGGGACACCUUCGAUCGACGUUGCUCCUUGGCCACCACCUACGUCAAAUUCCAUACCUUGGCAGUACAGUUGGCUAACGAAAUGGACUCGGUAGAAAAGUUGCUGCGGGAAGAAUGUUGGGAUGAGAAGCACAUGGCGAGCAUCGAGGAAUCUCGGCUUUCCCUUCGUCAAAACUCUCUCCAACUGGCCAAUACAGGACGAAAUUUCUUACUCGAUGCUCAAGAGCCUCCGGACCAGUACUUGGACUUGGAACGGGGUCGUCUGUGCGUAGAGACUCUGCUGGAGCACUUCUCUCAAAGGAACGAGUCUCUCCAGGACGCCAUUCAGGCUCACCAGGAUGCCUACUUGAAAAAUCAGAGGGCUCGAUUCGGAUUCCAGCAGAUCAGACAAGAAUCGCAAAUGGUGAACAGAGGAAUCCGAGUGAUGGAGAGAGCCGAGAAGGUGAUGGCAGACGCGUAUCCCCUGUUUAGAGAAGACAUCCUGGAUAUCGACCGAGUCAUCAUCAGCCUCACCGAAAAGACUCGUCGAGUGACGACGGAAAUCGGGCUCAUCAAUGCUGACAUCGACCGCAUCCUUCAGACUUCCAAGUCCUCCGAUAUGAAGGGUUUUUAUUUCUCAGAUUUCCUUCCUGGAUCUCCGUUGUGGGUUCCUGCAUUGACGUGGGUCUUUGUAUGGAUAGGGAGCAGUCAAGAAGAGUUGGAGAAUCUUCGAAGUCGAUUGGGAGAUGCGAAACAGAACCUUCAGAGCCUUGCAAGCCGGCACGAAACUCUCGUCACCAUCACAACGUCUCUCCUUAAGAAUGUCUCAGAGUUGGACAAAAUCCGCGAGAAGCUAAAGGCAUUGAGAGAGAAACCUCUGCCGAGUUCGGCAGAUGAUACGGAGUAUAUGAUUAGGGAACACGAAGUCCUUUCCCAGACAUCUCGAGAGAUUUACCAUUUCACGAAGAGCGAGGCGGAUAACGUUUCCUCUCGUCUCAAGCACCAAGAGCCGACCCCGAAUGGUGACGAAGAUUCCCACAGGAUCCAAGACGUCAUGGCAAAACGAAAGCAGGACUUGGAUUCUCUCUGUCUCGAGCAGAGUGAAAUUUUACGACGGCACCUGGACCGCUGUCGGUUUCAGGCCGAUUUCAAGCACAUCAGCUCCCAGUUAGUGGAGCUGAGCAAUCAACUCCAGAAUCUCAGGGGCCAAUAUGGGGAUUCCUCAUCCACAGCCAAGUCUACAUCCUCUUCUUUCCGCAUCUUUGAGAGCACCAUCGACCGUCUGGAGGAGAGAGUCUCUCACUUCGUGAGCACGGCCCAGAAACUGAUAUCUGAUCAGCCGGAGACAUCGAAAUACGUGGAAGUCCAAUUAUCGGAUCUGCAGACGAAAUGGUCCACUCUUCAUAUGCAUGUCGGUGAAACGCGACACCUCAUCGACCUCUCUAUUGAAUACUUCACUCUUAUUGAUGAGGCGGAGGACUGGUUCAAAGAAGGGAGUAAAGUGCUGAUCUCGAUUGCCAAAAAGUCAGCAACCAUAACAACUCCCGAGGAAGCGACGAGACUGUUGAACGAAAUGGAAUCCUUCUUGAAACCCGGUGAAGCGAAGCAGGAGGAAAGGAUCAGGAAGAUCUCCACCCUGGCCAUACAGCUCUACGGUGCAUCAGAGCCAUCCCAAGUGAAAUCCGUCAGCAAACAGAACGUGGACAUGAUGGAUUCCUUUGGAGUCAUCAACAAGAACCUCAGUCAGCUGAAGUUGAACAUGCUUACCGCUAAGGAAGAGCGAGAGAAGAUGAAACAGGACCAGGCAAAAGUGGAAGCAUCUCUGGAAGCAGCAAAGGCGGAGGCAGCAGCUGCCACAGCUGCCUUGGCAGCUGCCGAAGAAGCAAGGAAGGCGGCUGAAGCAGCUGCCAAAGCCCUCAAUCAGCCUCCACCUCUUUUCCCUCCUUUACAGAGGGACAUUGUAGAGAUGUCAGAAUCUAUAGAGAUCCUGAAGACGAAGACAGAGGUAGAAGAAGUGGAAGAAGAGCUCCGCCCAGCCAAAAUGGCCAAACUGUACGACCCACCCUUGUUUACACUUCCCCUCCAUGACGCAGAAGUCGAUGAAGGCUCUACGUUUUCCUUUGAGUGUCGCGUGGUGGGAGACCCGACCCCCGAGGUGACUUGGUACAAAGACGGCAUGAUGAUCCAGAACAAUCCCGACUAUCAGAUGUCUUUUAAGGCAGGGAUCUGCACGUUAACCAUCGAAGAGACUUUCACAGAGGACUCGGCUCGAUUCUCUUGCAAAGCGGUCAAUGUCGCGGGAGAAUCGGAAACCAGCGGCAGACUUCAUGUUCGAGAAACUCGGAGCAUGGAAACCCUGGUGCCUCCCAUGUUCACUCAAGUCCUCCAGCCUGCCAUUGUGAAGGAAGGCGAGUCCUUCCAGUUUGAAUGCCGAGUCGCCGGGAACCCAUUGCCAGUCGUUCAAUGGUUCAAAAAUGACCAGUGCAUCGACGCAUCUCCCAAUUAUGUCAUCACUUACAACAACGGGAUAUGCGUGCUUCGUUUUGAAGAAGUUCUUCUGGAAGACCAGGCCGAGUAUGUUUGCCGAGCCACUAACUCUUCGGGUUCUGAAGAAUGUCGUGCCGCACUCUCAGUUCAAGCUUUGGAACCAGUGGAAACACCAUCCUUCCCGACCCCGCUGUCGAAUGUGAUGGCCAGAGCCGGUCAGAAGCUGAGACUGGAAUGCUGUGUCAAGGGAAUUCCCACUCCGGAGAUCUCUUGGCUUCACAACAAUCGACCCAUCAAAGAGAAUCGCGAGACGAAGAUGGAGUACGACGGGAGGAGAGCUACACUCACGAUCGUCGAAGCCUUCCCGAAAGAUGCCGGCUCUUACGUUAUUUUUGCCAAAAACAAGGCUGGCGAGGCAACCAGUUCGUGCAAUGUCUCUGUCAAAGUGAGUACGGACCCAUAA